Trichomycterus rosablanca is the source of this 5374-nucleotide messenger RNA. It is a transcript of the gene fkbp5, whose product is annotated as FKBP prolyl isomerase 5. The coding region runs from base 250 to 1668 and encodes 472 amino acids. Gene Ontology annotation, molecular function: protein binding; peptidyl-prolyl cis-trans isomerase activity. NCBI's taxonomy places the organism in Eukaryota, Metazoa, Chordata, Actinopteri, Siluriformes, Trichomycteridae. The transcript is spliced from 11 exons. The record is from RefSeq and is a predicted model, not a curated record.
CUUUCAUUUCCACCCCCAGAGCAUGUGGUUUUGUUGUUCAACGCUAGCGGUGUAAAAUUGGAACAUUUAGUACUCGCGCUGGCUCAGGCAGGCGGGCUUCCCCUCAGCCCCACCACCUACACCAGCAGCAGCAGCAGCAGCCACAGCUGCAGCACUAACAGCAGCCCGGUGAAUACAAGCGCUCCGGUACAUGUUGCUCUAAGCGGCAGCACUUAGUUUAACUUCUCUGCGGAUUAUACCAGUACACUUAUGAGAAACCCCACCGACAGAAGACAAAGACUAGUAACGAGGGCGUGUCUGAUGGACGAGAUGGCCACAUUUAAAGAUGAGUCGUCGACUGAUCAGUCUCCUCUUGCCCUUUUUGCCUCUCAGGGAAUAGACAUCACUCCGAACAAAGACCGGGGAGUGUGCAAGAUUGUGAAGCGGCAUGGUACAGAGGGAGAGAGGCCGAUGAUUGGGGACAAGGUGCACGUUCACUACACUGGAAAAUUGCUUAAUGGGAAAAAGUUUGACUCCAGUUUUGACCACAAAGAGCCUUUUGUCUUCAAUGUUGGUAAAGGUCAGGUGAUCAGGGCAUGGGAUAUUGGUGUAUGCUCUAUGCAGAAAGGAGAGGUGUGUCUGCUGAUGUGUAAACCUGAAUAUUCGUAUGGCUCUGUUGGCAGCCCCCCAAAAAUCCCUCCUAAUUCAACGCUACUGUUUGAGGUUGAGCUGCUGAGCUUUAAAGGCGAGGCGCUUACAGAAGAUGGUGGAAUCUUGAGGAGAAUAAAGGUGAAAGGUGAAGGUUUUAACAACCCCAAUGAAGGAGCCACAGUACAUGUGAACUUGGAAGGAAGAUGUAACGGUCAGUUGUUUGACUCGCGGGACGUCACAUUUGUGGUGGGUGAAUCUGAGGACAUGGGUGUUCCUCUGGGCGUGGACCGUGCCAUGGAAAAGAUUCAAAGAGGAGAAUGCUGUCUAUUAUAUCUACAACCUAAAUAUGGCUUUGGGAAAGAAGGGAAGCCAGAAUAUGACAUUGGACCAAAUGCUGAACUGUUGUAUGAAGUGACACUUCAAGAUUUUCAAAAAGCCAAAGAAUCCUGGGAAAUGGAUUUAAACGAGAAACUUGAACAAGCAGUUCUGGUGAAACAAAAAGGAACCCAGUACUUUAAGGCUGGGCGAUACUACCAGGCUGUUAUUCAGUAUCAGAGGAUUGUGACAUGGCUAGAGAUGGAAUGUGGAACAGAAAAGGAACAGCAGGCCAUUCAGGCUCUCUUGCUGGUGGCUCAUCUAAACCUGGCUCUUUGCUAUCUGCGUCUGCGAGAAUACGCUCAAGUUGUGGAGAACUGCAACAAGGUUGUGGAGCUGGACUCCAAGAAUGAGAAGGCACUGUACCGUCGGGGAGAGGCUCGUCUGUUGCGGAAUGAGUUUAGUUUGGCCCUAGGUGACUUCAGGCAAGUUCUUCAGGUCAACCCUUCAAAUCGUGCAGCCCGUUGCCGGAUAGCUGUCUGCCAACGCAAAAUUCGUGAACAUCAUGAGCUUGAUAAAAAGAUCUAUGCCAACAUGUUCCAGAGAUUUGCCGAACAUGAUGCUAAGGUGAAUCGAUUAAAAAGAAACAAAGAGAUGAGUGGAUUACUAGACCAGAAGAGCAAGGCUAUAAAGAGGCCUCGGCGAAGUCAGGAGGGCCCCUAAAAGUUUAUAGCCCACCAGUCGAUGUCCGUAUUGAGGUGAAGCUAGGGGCUGGUUCUCAUCUCGCAUCCCUUGUACGGAAUGCAGUGCCGAGGACCAUGGAUAGACCUUUUACAACACUCCCUGCUGUAACUGCUAUCUACUAGAACCUGUAAGAGACAAGGCUCUGAAGAACUGGGUAUAACAGCGAGGGUUCCUGAAGAGGCUAGAAACUUAAAUAGCAUUCCUAUAGCAUAUCAAACUGCACACAAUCCACAUGACCACUGGCAUUCAACAUCUAACCUCCAUCACGUACACCUCAACCUAGCAAGGCAUCAUAUGAUGUGCAAUGUAAAGAAAUGUAAACUGUUAACAUGAGAGAAACUAUAUUCUCGAAUGCGUACAGUACCCUACAGAAUAAUCUGUUUGUGUAGUACUGGAUGAUAUGUACACAAUAACAUGGUUAGACUUGAAAUUAUUUCAAUAUUACUGUUGAAAUACAUGUUGUGGGAGAAUUGUUAGCAUGUUUAUGUUCAGAUAAUUAAGCAUGUUGGAUACUCUAGAACUCUUCUAGUCGGUGUUGUCUGUCCUGAACAGUUGACUCGAAGGCAAGCUUGUUUAUGGGAUCAUGGAUAAGUGAAUAUCUACAACUGAACACUGUGGCUCAGACUUUCCUGCACACUCCCAUAUAGAUCAAAAAAGGGUCAGAAAGACAAGGUGGCAUUCAAGCCCACACACACACACGCACACAAAGAGACAAUAGGAUGCAUCUGUAGUGGACAAUGAGUGUGUCCGGGACUUGGGAACAUAAUUUAAAGGAACAACAACCCAUCUAUAUGCCUGUUAAACAGGAUUCUGAUGUUGACUCCAGCCCAGUGUCUUGUUUUUAAAUAUAUACAUUUUUUGUUAUCUAAACUGUUUGAAGUAUUUGUUUUUAAGGUCAUUUGACCACCUAUUUGAAAAAAGAAUGCAUUUUUUAAAUACUUAAUGAUACUGUAGCUUCUUCCAUACAGGAUAUUUUCCCAAAAUCUGUAAACACCUGAACACUUGAAAAACAACACUUUACAACAAUGUUACAGUUAUCAUUAUAAUGUAAAGCUUUUGGGAAACAUCUGCUGGCUAUUUUAUCCUUAUGUUUAACAAAUCCCUUCCAGUUUUAGAGAUUAUCCCAAAAUUUUUUUAAGUAACUUAAUUUUGCAUUGUUUUAUUGCAUUGUUUAAUUUUGUCUGUGUGUGUUUACACCAUGAUUGCUUUAACUGGUAGACCUUAAUAUAUGUAUAUACAGUAUAUACAGUAUAUAUAUAUAUAUACUGUAUAUAUAUAUAUAUAUAUAUAUAUAUAUAUACAUAUACACACAUAUAUAAAACUAGAUAGAAAGAUGAAUAUAGUUGUGUUUUGUUUUUAAAGUUGCACAAAUUCAAUUUCACCUAACUAUUAGACAUCUAUAAUAUUCACUAAGCCGGGUUUAUGUAGCUAGGGUUGAACAAAGCAAUCCAUUGAAAGUAACAUAUUAAAAUGCAUUUUUAAAUUGCAGCAGUUUAAAAAUAGAUGAAAAAUAGCAUCUCUGAACCUUAUCUGGAAAACAGAAAAGAAAUCUAUAUUUUUUUCCACACAUUGUUAAAAUUCUCACCCCACCUACCUAUUAUUAAGUAAUGUUUAACUUGAUGGAAUCCAAAAACAACAAUAUGAAUAAACUGUCAUUUCUAACUCCCAUCAUAAUAAUGUAUUACAAAGAAGCAAAGCAAAGCGUGAUGUUACUCGCUUUGUACAAAGCACUUCUGCAAACAAUCAGAUAAAUUAAAAGAAACAUUCGUGGCUGGACAAAAUAUCAUAGAAAUUAGGGGUGGCACAGUGGCGGAGUGGGUAGCACUGUCGCCUCACAGCAAGAAGGUCCUGGGUUCGAUUCCCAGGUGGGGCGAUCCGGGUCCUUUCUGUGUGGAGUUUGCAUGUUCUCCCCGUGUCUGCGUGGGUUUACUCCAGGUGCUCCGGUUUCCUCCCACAGUCCAAAGACAUGCAAGUGAGGUGAAUUGUCCAUGACUGUGUUUGAAAUAACCUUGUGAACUGAUAAACCUUGUGUACUGAGUAACUACCGUUCCUGUCAUGAAUGUAACCAAAAGUGUAAAACAUGACAUUAAAAUCCUAAUAAACAAACAAACCAACAUAGAAAUUAAAUUCCAUAUGCAACAAUCAUUUUAUCAGACUGUUACUACCAGCUUAUAUCAGUUAGCACAUUAAAAUCUGAGAUUUUAAUUCAACAUGAGGUAUACAGUGAAUGUAAACAUAUAUUUACCCUUUUUGGUUUUUAUGUACUUCAAGAGCAUGUAUGGACUGUAAAUGAAAUCACAAUGUAUUUUGCCUUACAUCAUGAUCCCACCUUUAUAUUUCACUCUGGGUGUAGUGUUUUUGAAAUCAAAUAGUUGUACUUUGGUUUCAUCUAGCUUUUUUCUCAAUUGUCCAAAUGUCUGUGUGCAAAUUGAAAACUGAAUAUGUGCUUUUUUUAUUUUAUUUUUUGUUUUGGUCCUUCUUUUUGUACCAAUUUUAAAUACAUUAGCACUCAGUUGCAUGACAACCAUGCCAGACACAGUAAAGCGUUUUAGGCAGUUGUAGCCUAGUGGUUAAGGUACUGGACUAGUCAUCAAAAGAUCACUGGUUCAAGUCCCACCACUGCCAGGUUGCUGCUGUUGGGCCCUUGAGCAAGGCCCUUAACCCUCAAUUGCUCAGACUGUAUACUGUCACAAUACUGUAAGUCGCUUUGAAUAAAGGCGUCUGCUAAAUGCCGUAAAUGUAAAUGUUUUACACUGGCCAGAUAAAGCUUUCUGGAGCCUCUGCAUGUAUAGUGGAUCACACUGUUUUCACUGUUUUCCACUGCUCAUGUCAUCGUCUUGACAAGACUGUAGAUGUUCCCUGUUUAGCCUUCCUUCACUCUGACAUCUUUGUCUGUUGGCUAGUGUGCUAGCAUAUUAAGACUGCUUCAAGUCCCCAAAAGUCACUUUUUUUGUAGUUUUAAAAAUGAAAUGUAUAGUUUACUAUUUAUUACUUAAACUGUUAUUCUUAAUGCAUUUUAGAGUGCCUAAUUGCUUCUCUUAUAAUUAGUAUGAAAGCACAAUGUAAAAUCUUGUGGGAUGAUGUGAAUUUUUUUUACCAUGAACUUUUCACUUGUGGAUCAUGGUAGCUUUUUCAAUUGAAUUUGUGUUUAAUAAUUUAUACUUUAAUUUUUUUUCCAUGCCUGCUAUUCAUUGCAUGAAAUCUUCCUAAUCAGUGGUGACAUCUUUAACAAUAAAACCAAGAUCAUUUUUCAAGCAUUAUUGUUCUUGAGACAGGGUCCAAGACAGGACAACUACUGUUAAAGGAGGGAGCGGUCCCAGAGUUGUUUGAGUGGAACAAUUUUUCCAUCCCAUUUUCAAUUCGGGUGUUUGGGAGAGGAGAAAGCGACUGGCGGAGGAUGACCCACCUGUCAAGGAGGCUGAUACACUCCCUGAGGAUCACAACUACACUUCAGCUUCAGACACCACAGCUGUCGUCUCAGAGAAAGGAUCCUUCUCCUGGAGAAACAAAUUGAGAUGUUUACUCUGAAGCAUUGGUUUAGCAUUCACCAUUUUGCUGGCUCAAGAGAUUUUUUACAAGGUAUGAUGUCCAGCAGACUCAGAUUAGAAGUAGAUGCACUAAAAUGUUUUAAGCUUACAGACAUGUUCACCUGUCCUGAUUAAAGUUUAAUGACUAAUUAAUGAAA